CAUUUUUUUAUUAAUAUAUUAUUGUAUAUUCUUCUAAACACCAUGUCAGAUGAAGAGGAUAUUGAAGAACCGAUCCAGAAAGUUCGAAGCAAGCGAAUAUUCUUCAACAAUGUUGAUACUUAUACCGGAAAAAAUAUUGGCCAGUACCUUGGUCAAUGUGUGGUUGGAGCAUCACUUGAAGAUGCAGAGGAAGAAGGAGAGGAUGAUGCGGGAUCAGUGAGGUCUGCAGCAUCUCAUAAGGAAGGAUCGUACAGAGUGAUCGGGACUCUAAAAGAUCCAAACGGCAAACCCCCUUCUAAUAUAGCAGAGAUUGUAAAUUACAAUACACGUGAGGAGUUGCUUGAAAAACUACUUGAGUGUGACAUCAUAAUAUACAAUAUCAACGAUGAUAUGGCUGCAAUAGAUGAAGCUGUAUGGUCAGUGUCUUCAUUACAUACAGAGAUUGAACAUUUUGAUGGACCUAAGAUGUUUAUCUUGCUCUCAUCUGUUCUAACAUGGGCAAAGAGCAAACCAUUGGACCCGGAUGACCCUGAGAUCCCAUUCACAGAGGAUGAUUAUAGAAGAAGGAAACCUCACCCUAACUUUAAGGAACACAUCAGUGCAGAGAAGAUUGUCAUCAAAUUUGGAAAGACUAACAAGCAGAAGUUCCAGACCUAUGUUGUGGCAUCAGGGCUCACUUAUGGGAUGGGUGAAAAUAUAUUUCACUUUCUAUACAAGACAGCUUGGCUUGGUGAAGCUUCUGCUCUUCAAUGUUUUGGCACUGGUACCAACAUUGUGCCAACUAUUCAUAUCAAAGAUUUAGCCAGUGUUCUACAAAAUAUUCUUGAUGGCAAACCAAAAACAAGAUAUUUGGUAGCCGUGGAUGAUUCCCAAAACUCACUUGAGGAAAUUGUUCGAUGCAUCAGUUAUUACCUUGGUACUGGAAAAAUACGCAAAAUUGCCAAAGAGGAUUUUGAUUACAUGCGACAAAUUGUGAGCUCAAAAUCAGGUACAGGCAAAGUAGAACACAUUUCUAAAGAAGACGCUUUGCUUAUCAAAGACCUUAAGCAAAGUGAGUUUGACUCCCUUCUUGUGAACCUACACAUGGAAGCGAUGUUCGUGAAGGAAUCCAUGAGUGUACGGUGGGUGGCUGAAACAGGAAUGGUCGAUGCCAUUGAUCGAAUUAUUAAGGAGUAUAAGGAGACAAGAGGAUUGCUUCCAAUGAGAGCUUGCAUCCUUGGUCCACCAGCCUCAGGAAAAUCCACCAUAGCAGCCGCUGUAUGUAAACAAUACAAGCUUCACCACAUCACCAUUAAGGAUGUGAUAGAUGAAACAUUGGAGAGAUUGGAACAAAGUGCUGCAAGACUUGAACAGACUGGUAGUGCUGCUGAAGAAGAAGAGGAAGAUGAUGGAAAAGCUCAGGAAGAUUCUGAGUUCCUGGAGCAAGUUAAAGAGGGCAGGGAGAACAAUGGUGGGAGGAUUGAAGAUCAACAUAUCAUCAGGUUCUUCAGAGAAAAGUUGAAAUCAAUGCCGUGCCAGAAUCAAGGGUUUGUCCUCGAUGGAUUCCCGAAGACAUACGAACAAGCUAAGGACUUGUUUGCAUUGGAAGACGAAGAUGAAGGAGACGAUCCACGCAGAGUGAGUUACGAUUCUUCCAUUAUGCCGGAGGUUGUGAUCGCACUGGAUGCUGAGGAUGACUUCCUGAAGCAUCGUGUUAUGAAUCUUCCAGAAGAAGUUGUCCAGGGCACCCACAACACUGAGGAAGGUUUUCUACGUCGUCUACAAGAAUACAGAUCAUCCAAUCAUAUUGAUGAUACUGUGCUUAACUACUUUGACGAACUGGAAAUUCACCCCGAACAUAUCGAUGUGAAUGAUAAGACGGAUAUCAAGCAUGAGGCGAUCUUGGAAAAGAUAUCGACGAUGAUGGGAGAGGCGAGAAACUACGGUCCUACUCCUGAGGAGAAGGAAGAGAUGGAGAGAGUCGCAGCCGAGGCGAGGAUGAAGAAAGAGGCGGAGGAGAGGGAGAUCAGGGAGAGACAAGAGGCUGAGGAAGCUGCGGUGAUGAAGCAGAGGCAGGAGGAGUGGAUGGAAAGAUUAGAAGAGGUUCGUAGACAAGAGCGUGAAGUAUUGGAGCAACAAUCUAUCCCACUGAGGAACUACCUGAUGAAACACGUCAUGCCAACAUUGACUGAUGGCCUCAUACAGUGUUGCCAAGUAAGACCCGAUGAUCCAGUUGAUUACUUGGCGGAAUUCCUCUUCCAGCAGAACCCACAAGUUGAUUAGAAACAUAAAUACUCUAUUUUUCAUCAUUUAGCUUUUCGUGUUUUAUGCAGAUUACAUAUAUUGUAAGUUUUUAUAAAUUUUUGAGCACUUCAGUGAUAUUGCACGUUUGUAUAAAAAGAUAAAAGCAGCGCCCCACGUGGGGCUCGAACCCACGACCGUUGGAUUAAGA
Molecule: messenger RNA, 2431 nt
Organism: Ciona intestinalis (vase tunicate)
Lineage: Eukaryota; Metazoa; Chordata; Ascidiacea; Phlebobranchia; Cionidae
Source: RefSeq, a predicted model, not a curated record